GUCGCGCUCGCAGCUGGACCUAUUCACGCUCAAACCGUCUAACUGAUCUAGCACCGAUCGCGCUACAGAAGUGUUCUAGCCAUUUUGCAGUCCGCAUGUCUCGCCUUUCUGUUUCGUGUGCGUAUUGCGUACCAUUCGGGUCGUCACAAACGCCUGCCACAGUUUGACAGUUGGUUGUUGCAGACCAACCGAAUAAAAACAAACGAAAAGCAACCUUUGAGUGAAAGUGAACGAGUGUGGAAUAACGCGAGAGGAGUGAUAGAGACAGCAGAUUCACGUGCACGGCUGUACGUAGCAGACCCAUUUCGUCCUCACGUCUGGCCAAUUGAAAGGAAUGCCCUUUAACUGCAGUCGCGAUUGUGUAGGUAUUCGAUACCGCAUCAACUCGCUGCACCAAACCUGGAAGUGGCUGCACCAGACGAUCGCCCUGCACGAGUACCUGAUUUCGAUGAGCGCAGCUGACACGAAUAACGCCAGCCGAAAGUCGCACCAUCCACUACAACAGGGCGGCAUCAUUAGCAGCAGCAGCAUCACCGUAGCUUGUUGUUAAACUGUAGUUCCGAACCGCCCUCCACUGUGUGUAGUGUUGUGAGAAAAACAAAACAGGUGCAUCAUCAUCAUUCCCAGUUCCCAGUGGUUUAAACUUAAGGCUUAGUUCUUAGACUUUUAUAGUGUUUAAAACGAAAACUCUUCCAGCCUUGCAUUGCCUGCUUACUGUGUUCCUUUGGAAAUUGUAACGUUCAAAACACCAAUAUCACCUCAACGAAAAAAAAAAAACUCUAGUCAACAAGUGACCGUCUUUGCCCAGUAAGGAUUUGUUCACCGAACUGUUCAUCAUC
This is a messenger RNA of Anopheles stephensi (Asian malaria mosquito), 839 nucleotides long. RefSeq lists its product as uncharacterized. The record is from RefSeq and is a predicted model, not a curated record. The transcript has a single exon. The coding region runs from base 335 to 550 and encodes 71 amino acids. Lineage: Eukaryota; Metazoa; Arthropoda; Insecta; Diptera; Culicidae.